Messenger RNA from Rhipicephalus microplus (southern cattle tick), 1742 nucleotides. RefSeq names its product retinol dehydrogenase 7. Gene Ontology annotation, biological process: steroid metabolic process. The record is from RefSeq and is a predicted model, not a curated record. NCBI's taxonomy places the organism in Eukaryota, Metazoa, Arthropoda, Arachnida, Ixodida, Ixodidae. Gene Ontology annotation, molecular function: oxidoreductase activity. Gene Ontology annotation, cellular component: intracellular membrane-bounded organelle.
AUGUCUAACAGCUUCAAUAAGGCGUCCGUUUCAGUCGUGGCGCCCCCUUUCACAGAAGGAAAAACAGAGCAGCCGACCUCCGGAUUUUGAUGGAAAGCAGCUGGGAACAUAGUUUUACCCGGAAAUAGCGACCCUGCCGCCAGACUCGUGAGGCGAAGUGAAUGCCUUUCUAUGCGUGUAUGUGUGUGUGUGCGUGCGUGCCAACGCUCGGACAGCCGGUGCCGACUGUGUAUCAGCAGCCGCGGUCCGUCAGUCUCGCCAGGAUUGUCACCCGGCUAUGAUUUGAAGCGUCCGCGAACGUCACUCUGCCAAGGAUUCACCGGGAGUAAACUCACGUAGUGAGUGAUUUGCAACUUUCACGUCCGUUUCUUAUACGGGGAGCAGCUCUACAGCGAGGCAACAAUGAGGACGUCGUGGACGUGUUUCUUCGCCUUCCUGUUCUUGUUGUGGAACCUGUGGAGCUACCUGACACCCCUGCGAGAACUAUCUGUUAUCGUUGGUUCAGUGUGGCUUGCACUUUGGAUUUCCUACCAACUGGCGGGACGUGUUUCGAGUGCUUUUGUUACUCAGGUGCACGGCGAAGGAAAGGCUGUGCUGAUCACCGGCUGCGACACGGGUUUCGGCCACCGGCUUGCGAAGCGACUGUCGCGUAGAGGAUUCCUGGUCUUCGCCGGAUGCCUUAGCUCCAAAAGUGGUGGAGCGGAACAGCUUAAGCUUUGUCACAACGUAACUGUGUUGCAGCUAGAUGUGACAGAUCAGAAACAAGUUGACGACGCCUUGGAUAGAGUUAAGGAGCAUCUUGGAAGCCGAGUGCUGUGGUCGGUGGUCGCCAACGCUGGAAUAGGAGCCGGUGGCCUCCUCGAAUGGCUGACCACGGAAACAGUGGCCAAAGUUUUCGACGUCAACGUUCUUGGUGCUUUGCGGGUCAUCAAAAAGUGCCUACCCCUGCUGAAAAAGUGUCAUGGCCGUGUUGUCACGGUCGCCAGCCCUUUAGGUCAUUUCACGGUUCCUAUGGUGGCCCCAUAUUGCAUGACUAAACACGCAGUUGUCUCCAUGAUGGACGCAUUCCGCCGAGAAUGUCACUUUAGGGGCGUAGACGUAGUCACCGUGGAGCCUUCAGCUUAUAGGACUUCAAUCGUCGCAAUGUACAACGUUCCCAAAGAACAGUUGAUGCGAGAGUUGCAGAAGCAAGACCCAGAAGUGAUCUCGGACUACAGCGAAGAAGAAAUUAACUGUGCCAUAAGAACUAUGGACAAGUUCACGCAAAUGCUGAUCAGGGAAGACCCCGAGGAAUGCGUCGACGUCCUUGAGAGGGCAGUCACGGAAACGAACCCCAAAACCCACUACCACUCACCCUGGGGAUUAGAUAGACUCUACCCGUUGCUGAUCAGGUCCAUACCUAGCGAGGUCGGAGACCUUGCAAUUAACCUCACCACGAAACUGCAAAUGAAGAUGCUGUCAAGGUCACGAAAGUGCUAAAACGUUUAGCUUAAAAGGCUACUUGCGUGAAUUUUCGGAAAGUGAGCCAUCUCAGCCUCACAAAUGUUGUACCGAGGUGAUUUCAAGCCAGUGUGGAGUUCAGCUAAUGCUGAUAAUAUCACUUUACUUUUGUAUUUAAGGGGCAUUUUUUUUCAUGGCACAACUAUUACCACCAACACUAGCAAGACAUCCGGCCAUACUGUCAAUCCUAGUGAGUUCACCGACCGGUAUGACUAGUUGUGAGGACAUCAGGCACCAAAAAA